This is a messenger RNA of Schistocerca americana (American grasshopper), 2472 nucleotides long. RefSeq lists its product as uncharacterized. NCBI's taxonomy places the organism in Eukaryota, Metazoa, Arthropoda, Insecta, Orthoptera, Acrididae. The coding region runs from base 146 to 1075 and encodes 309 amino acids. The transcript is spliced from 2 exons. The record is from RefSeq and is a predicted model, not a curated record.
GCAAGAAAGUCGUCGCAGCCGAGUGGAACAUCGGCCGUCGCUUGCCCGCGCGGUGCCAACACUGUUCUCAGCUGUCUUCAUGCGUUAGCACCGAAGCUGUCGAAGCCUUCCACAAGUGAUUGCCUGUCGGUGAGCGCGAUACCGGAUGCCAGAGCAGGGAAAGAUGGCAGACGACGAGUACGGGUACGAGCACCGCGACCCGCGCCUGCUGCAGAGCAUCGAGUCGAGCCAGACGCUGCCGCAGGACGAGGAGGCCGACGCCAGCGCCAAUGCCAACGCGGACAGCGGAAGCGUGCGCUCCGACGCGGAUGCGGACGCCACAGAUGGCCUCUCCGCUUCCGGGCAGCGGCUGUCGUUCAGUUCGAGCACGGGCUCCACCGGCGCCGGACCGGACGACGACGACAGGCGCAGCUCGUUCGGUUCCGACCUGGGUGCGGCGACGCAGAAGCAGCAGCAAGAGCGCAAGGCGCGCCCGAACCCGCCGGCGCCCUCUCUGCGCAGCCGCAAGAAGAUGUCCGCCGCCGCCAGCGACGCCGACGACGCCACCGUCAAGGAGGAGGACUUGCCGCAGAAGUUCCAGGUCAAGUACCUGGGCUUCCGCGACGCCAGCGGGCUCUGGGGCAUCAAGCACACGCGCAAGCCGGUGGACGCGCUCGUGGCGGCUGCCAAGUCGCUCAAACAGGGCACCGUGCUGCCCAUAGUCAACGUCACCGUCUCUAUCGACGGGCUCACCAUCACCGCCGACAAGAAGCACGACGACGUCAUCGGCUUCUUCCCGGUGGACACCAUCUCGUACGGCGUGCAGGACUUGGUGUACACGCGCGUCUUCUCCAUGAUAGUGGUGCGCGAGGUGACCGACAGCAAGUCGCAGCACCCGUUCGAGUGCCACGCGUUCGUCUGCGACAGCCGCUUCGGCGCCCGCAAGAUCACGUACGCCCUCGCGGCCGCUUUCCAGGCGUACAGCCGGAGCGCUAAAGGCCAAGGCAAGGUGCCGCAGAAGCGCUUCGCCAUCGACCUGCGAGUGCCGGAGCAAAUUGUCGAAGUCGAUCAGGAGAUGCCCGACUCCGAAGCGUAAGCUGCCUAUUACUUUCUCGUGAGGCCACUGCCGCAUCUGCACCUCAGAAACAAUCUCCGAUGCUACUAUCGUACUGUUGUCACUUCUAUGGUGGUGGAAAAGUGUGUAUGGCGGGCAUUACUGUGGAACUUUCCCCACUCUCACCAGGUUCCCACAGUCUGCCAAAUCAAUCGUGUGAUUCGUUUCUCGAGUAUAGUUUUGAGAGAAGACUGAAUUAAAUCAUUUACAUGGACAGUCUUUUCUAACUGUUGUGCUUCAGUUAUUGGAGACCCAUCAAAACUGUAGUCUCAGAUCGAACAUAUUCUCUGUUUUGCUGUACCCCCUCCCUAUUAUCUUUUGUUUCACUUUACUUGAAGAAAGGUGAUUACAAGUUAAAUGUGCAUCUUUCUUUGGCGAAUUGAAAUUAGUAGUAGCACCAGAGGUUGCGGUCAGCCAUUUCUACUCGCAAGAUGCGAAACAUGUAAUUCAGUGCAAUCAGUACAUCGCAGAACUGGAAAAGCUUCAUUUGUAAAUAUCAGUAAACUCUGGACCGUAAUGUUGGUGUUACGUAGUUUCACGUCUAAAAUUCGUUUUUAUGGUGACUCCAUUAUUAGUACAGCCAAGCAGUGCAGUGUCCAUUGUAAAAUUUGGUAUGUCAACUACUUCAGAAAUAUACUCACAUGAAAACAGCCCCCCCCCCCAAUAAAUUUUAAUACCUACACGACAUUCAUAAUUUUAGCGCUAAAUAUAUGCCGUGCUUCCAUACGAGAUACAUAGUCUGGAACCUUCAAAAAAUUCGACAAACUUCUUCAGAUAUUUUCAAAUUUCUGCACUCAGUGAUACAUAGAAUCAUGUGAUAUGACACUGCCGUAAUAUGUUUGUGACAAGACUCGAACGAGAAAGACACAAUAUUACAGUUUGUUCAGAUGCUCUGCUCUUGAUAACGAGUGUUGUAUACAGCUACUGUCGAAGGCACGACGCACGUUAUCAGAACAUCGUGUCGCUGAUAUAGGGCUUAUACAACGGUCCCACAGUCUGUAACUUUACACGUGACUUUUACUGAGUGCACUUGAACUAAACAAAUACAUCUUGUUGUAGCAAUAAUUUAGGUGUACGGAACGCGAAUAUUUGAACUGUGAAAUUGUUUAAAAUUGUCGUGAGUAGGCUAUUUUGCGUAUCUUUCCAUUACGAAGCAGAUCAUACUAAUACCUAUCAGCAUGUAUAAAGUUAGUUUCACAAAAUAUAUGUGUUCCUAAAAUUUAUGUACUUGCAAACAAAAACUUAUUUAACAUUAUCGCUGCACCAUGGACGUUCAUAGAAGAUGCUGACAAACUCUAUAGUUUUAUUUUGUUCACUUUUCAUUGAAUGUAUCCGUGAAUUUCAAAUAAAAAGUAUAUGAAUGCAUUGGAAUAACGACA